Laccaria bicolor S238N-H82 is the source of this 1188-nucleotide messenger RNA. RefSeq lists its product as uncharacterized. The coding region runs from base 1 to 1188 and encodes 395 amino acids. The record is from RefSeq and is a predicted model, not a curated record. The transcript is spliced from 9 exons. NCBI's taxonomy places the organism in Eukaryota, Fungi, Basidiomycota, Agaricomycetes, Agaricales, Hydnangiaceae.
AUGAGCUCGGACCAUGGUGGUUCGAAAGUUGAUAUUGAUGAUGUUGAAGUUAAGGGAAGAAACCGCCAAGCAUUCGGCGCUUGUUUGGCGCAGAUUUUCCCAGGGCUGUUUCUUACUUCCGUCAUCUCCGUUUACCAUCCUUCUGUGAAUAAUCCGGUUUAUCCACCACUUUACGGGGAACGCAGCGCUCUUAGCAAUGAGCCCAAAAAUACAGGAGCACUUACCAAAACUCCGUGCUCACUAGCUUUCGUCGAUCGUGAUCCGACAAUGUGUCUUGUCUGGAUCGGCAAACUACAAGGGCCCGCCCCAUCCAUGGACCUUGGUCUUAUCUUCCGUACCACCAUUUACGAUUCACCUCAAACCCAGCCUGCGAUGUAUCAUCAGUAUUACAUGCCGGAUUCGUACGAAUCGGCGGAUACAUACUACGACUACACAUCCCCGCAGUUGACCCAGCCUGACUUUGACCAACUUCUGCAACAGGCGUCUACGAUUGCUGAUGCAUAUCUCCCCCAGCAACAGUUGUACCAUCCUACUUCCGUUCAACCAGGCUUGCUCGUCAAUCACUCAGACGAUCGGUUGAAACGCACCGAAGGCUCCUCAACCAACACCCAAUCCAACUUCGCCCCUCCUGCGGAAAGUUAUCAGGCGUCAACAAGCACACCGAGUUCGGGUUCUCGCAGUCGAUACAAGCGUAGCUGCGAAGACUGGGGUCUCCUCGCGCCAAAUACAACGCACAGGCUUUCAUGCGACGUCUUGCCCACCCCUCAGUCCAUUUUGGACGGGACCUACCAUAAGGCUCUUGAUCAGCUGCACGAUCAAGAUGUAGUGGUUUAUCUACCACGCAGACCGGAAUGGUCUGGCAAACCGUCGGUCCCGAGUAUACUGUUCAGCGUCAAGGGGAAGCCUGGUCCUUACUUGAGGGACAUAUGUAGAGGGAGAGUUGAGAUUGAUGGUGCAUACGAUGCUGUGUUUAGUCACUAUGGGUUCAAGCAAACGAAUAUCAGGAUUGAUUGGCCUGGCGUUGAGUUGGAUGCCGAGACUAUUCCGUGCUUUAUGCAAGGAGAAGGCACUCCUGUUCAUCGCGCGUGGGUGUGUCAGGCGGUAGCUGGCUGUGUGACGGACUUGAUGAUGCAAGGAAGUUGUGGACGCCUGAGGUACAAAGCCGUGGAACCUGCGACGCAUGGAUAG